Messenger RNA from Camelina sativa (false flax), 1156 nucleotides. NCBI's taxonomy places the organism in Eukaryota, Viridiplantae, Streptophyta, Magnoliopsida, Brassicales, Brassicaceae. The record is from RefSeq and is a predicted model, not a curated record.
AUCACUUAUCAGUAUCGGAACUCACCCGUCCCGCCACAGUACUACGACUCACUCUCGGGUCUCGGCGACGGUUCCAAAAAGUGUAAACCCUAAUCUGCUCGUCCAGUGUUACCUCUAUACCAUUCACCGAUUCUGAAUUCUUACUGCUGGCUUUUAUUUCCGAGUGAAAUAUAUGAUGAAUUCGAAAAAGAUGGACACUGGUUCCAAAGAUUUGAUCAGUAGUCUACCAGAUGCUCUUCUUUGUCAUGUCUUGUCCUUCCUUCCCACAACAGAAGCUGCUUCCACAUCGGUUCUCGCAAAAAGGUGGAGGUAUCUGUUGGCUUUUGUACCUAAUCUUGAUCUUGAUAACACCAUCUAUGACGACCGUCCCAAAAUGGGUAGACGUAAAAGGCUAGAGAUGCGUAAAAGUUUCAAGCUUUUUGUGGAUAGAGUGUUGGCUUUGCAAGGGACAGCUCCUUUAAAAAAGUUCUCUCUCAAGUGUAAAAUUGGUUCUGAUCCGUCUCGUGUCAAUGGUUGGGUACUCAAUGUGUUGGAGCGUGGUGUCCAAGAGCUUGAUCUGUUCAUAGCUUCGGAAUAUGAGUAUCCGUUGCCUCCAAAGGUCUUGAUGAGCAAGACAUUGGUUUCUCUGAAAGUAGCAGGUACAGAUGAGUUCACUAUUGAGGUUGGUGAGGUUUCUCUUCCAAAGCUUAAGACUUUGCAUUUUAGUGAUGUUUCGUUCGGUGAUGAGGGUGGUCCUCCAUUUGCCAAGCUGAUUUCUGGUUGUCACGCUCUUGAGGAGUUAGUUAUGAUUAAAAUGAUGUGGGAUUACUGGGAAUAUUGCUCUGUCUCCAACCCAUCUCUCAAGAGGGUAACGAUUGAUUGCCAGAACAUUGAUGAGAAUCCAAAGAGUGUAUCAUUCAAUACUCCAAAUCUUGUAUAUUUGGAGUUUACUGAUACUGUUGCGGCCAAGUAUCCAGAAGCGAUUUUUGACUCGCUUGUCGAAGCUAGCGUAGGCAUUCGAAUGACAGAUGAUCAGGUCUGGGACGCAAGAGAUUUAGUACAUAGUCAUCGUGGUUAUAAAAGAUGCAAGGGCGCAAAUGCAGCCGGUUUUUUCAAGGGAAUAUGCAAUGUUAAAAUCCUUUACUUAUCAUCCGAGGCUCUUGAGGUUUGCAUUUGA